Molecule: messenger RNA, 174 nt
Organism: Candidula unifasciata
Lineage: Eukaryota; Metazoa; Mollusca; Gastropoda; Stylommatophora; Geomitridae
Source: the annotation of a GenBank genome assembly
GCAGUGUCCCGGGUCACUGUUUGUCCAAAGAUCUGGAGGUUGGGGAGUCAUACCUGGCGUAUCUCCUACACAGGGACGGCCGCUUUCAUCAGAGCUAUACUGCAGACCCGGGCAGUGAGGAGUACGUGGAUGAGAUUGUGGACUUGUGUGACACCAAGAUUAGCUACCCUAUAG